This is a messenger RNA of Thelazia callipaeda (thelaziosis nematode), 1584 nucleotides long. Lineage: Eukaryota; Metazoa; Nematoda; Chromadorea; Rhabditida; Thelaziidae. The record is from the annotation of a GenBank genome assembly.
AUGGAAUCGCUUAUUCCUGUAAUCAACAAGUUGCAAGAAGUAUUUUCUGCCAUUGGCACUCGUGAAACAGAAAUACAGUUGCCACAGAUCGUUGUUGUCGGUUCACAGAGUGCCGGUAAGAGUUCAGUCCUAGAAGGUAUCGUUGGUCGUGAUUUCCUACCCCGUGGAGCUGGUAUUGUCACUAGAAGACCUCUGAUUUUGCAGCUGAUGAAUGUACCUAUUGACGAUAAAGAAGCUAGAACUACUGACAAAGAUACAUUGUUGAAUUUGAUACAUGAUCGUGAUUGGGCUACAUUCAGCCACCUGAAAGAUAAGAUAUUCACGAAUUUUGAUGAAGUUAGACAAGAGAUCGAGCUUGAGACGGAGAGGAUCACGGGUAAAAACAAAGGAAUCUCAGAAAUUCCAAUCAAUCUCAAAAUUUUUUCGCCUAAUGCUGUCAAUCUAACUCUCAUUGAUUUACCUGGCAUGACGAAAGUACCAGUAGGGGAUCAACCUGUAGAUAUUGAAAUUCAAGUCCGCGAUUUAAUUAUGAAAUAUAUCGGAAAUCCAAAUUCUAUCAUUUUAGCAGUGACACCAGCUAAUCAAGAUUUAGCUACUUCGGAACCAUUAAAGUUAGCGAAAGAAGUCGAUCCUGAUGGCUGUCGCACGCUUGCUGUUCUGUCUAAACUGGACCUCAUGGAUCAUGGUACAGACGCUAUGGAAGUUCUUCUCGGAUAUGUUGUGCCUGUGAAAUUAGGGAUCAUAGGAGUUGUAAAUAGAUCUCAAGCUGAUAUUAUGAUCAAAAAACCAAUUGAGGAUUGUUUGCGUGAUGAGCAGUCAUUUCUACAACGAAAGUAUCCUACGCUAGCCAGCCGGAAUGGAAUACCCUAUUUGUCGAAGACACUUAAUAGACUAUUAAUGCACCAUAUACGAGAAUGUCUUCCUCAGUUAAAAAUGCGGGUAAAUGUGUUGAUGGCGCAAUGCCAGACACUACUCAAUUCGUAUGGGGAACCAGUAGAAGAUUACAGAAGUACAUUGUUGCAAAUAAUAACUCGUUUUGCAACAGCUUACACUUCUACUAUUGAAGGCACUUCAAAAAAUAUUGAAACAGCGGAGCUGUGUGGUGGAGCGCGUAUUUGCUACAUAUUUCAUGAGACAUUCGGUCGAGUUUUAGAGUCGAUUGAUCCAUUAGGAGAUUUAACGCAACUUGAUAUAUUGACAGCAAUACGCAAUGCUACCGGUCCUCGGCCUGCACUUUUUGUUCCCGAAGUAGGUUUUGAAUUAUUAGUCAAAAGACAAAUUCGUCGUCUGCAAGAACCCAGUUUGCGCUGUGUGGAACUUGUACAUGAAGAAUUACAAAGAAUUGUCCAGCACUGUGGCAUCCAUACUCAGCAAGAGAUGCAAAGAUUCCCUCGUUUAUAUGAUAAAAUAAACGAAGUAGUAAGUAAUGUUUUGAAAAGUCGCUUGAAACCAACAAAUGAAAUUGUUGAAAAUCUAGUGGCGAUUGAACUGGCGUAUAUUAAUACAAAGCAUCCGGAAUUUACUGAUGCGUCACUUGGAAAUAUUCAGUCAAUUAUAGCGAGAUCUGUUAUUAAUUUUUUUUAA